Sclerotinia trifoliorum is the source of this 5458-nucleotide messenger RNA. NCBI's taxonomy places the organism in Eukaryota, Fungi, Ascomycota, Leotiomycetes, Helotiales, Sclerotiniaceae. The record is from the annotation of a GenBank genome assembly.
CCAUACUGCACUACUUCCUUUCCUUGGUGUACCUUCCCUUCCCUUGAACACCCACACAACAUUCAACAUUCCCCUUCCCCAUACAACUUUACCAUUUUUUACCCUCCUCUCUAGUCAGAACCAUAAAUUCUGUCGAGUUACGUGGAGUUACUUGAGAAAUAUUCGAUCAAUUGGUUUUUAUAGAUUAUUUCUUCUCGACUCUUUUCAUCUCCAUCUCCAAUUUGUCACUUCAUUCACUCCCUCUCUUGAUCAAUUCAAUUCAAUUCAAUUCAAUUCAAUUCAAUUCAUUACCUACUAUUAGAUUCACCCAAUCACCCACCCCGCCCAUUCUAAUUCUAUCUAGAUUUCUUGGAAACAGAAUUGCCUGCUUCGCCCUUCCUUUUUACCCUUUUCCCGAGGUUGAACUUGCGAAUCAAUUCCAAUCAAUCAAUCAAUCAAAUCAGCACCUGGGCCCUUAGGUAAACUGUUGGAGUACUUGAUUAAGCAACAGUGGGGAUCAAGGGGAAGUACUUCAUAGCUUCAUUGUCCACCGUAGUCCAAAGGGUCUGAUCUACAAAUCUUCCCAUCUAGCAUCAACCUUGGUUCUUCACAACAUAUACCUCUCCGAUAGGCCACCAAAUUUCCAAAAAAGACCCUCGCUGUUCAUUACUUUGUUGGAAAAAGCGUAGAAACUUUCGCCAGGUGGUUGAGAUUACGAGGAACUUCUCUCACUUUAUCCACGAAAUAUUUGAUCAUCCCUCCCUCGCUCCACAUCUAAUCACUUUCUCCUGAAGUUCGCGGUAAUAGCGUCCACCACUCUUCAAUGUCAUACUGAAAGGGCUUUCAGUAACCUACCACUGGCAACUCUGCCAAUACAACCUUCAACUCUAUCGAAUCCUACACAUUCACCUCGAACAAAUUCCCUUUCGCCAUGGAGAACGAUUCUACUUCGGCUCCUCUCGCGGAUUACUUCUGGAUCGCGGGGAUUGAUUCUUUACAGUAUGGACCCGAAGUUUUCCCCUCAAACACAAGGGAUAGAUCAAACAACAGCAUACAAACGCCCCCCUCCCCUCAAGUCGGUGCCACGAUAGAAGAAAGUCCCGAAGGUGAAAAUUCACCUCCUCCAAAUACCAACCGAGCUUCAGCACGCCAUUCCCGCAAUAACUCAUGGAAUCGUCUCAGCAAACAAACUUCGCACGAUUCGCGAAGCUCAAUAUCCACUCUUGAUGAGCUUGAAGGCAUGACUGCGAGCAAUCGAAGUAGCAUGACAAUAAAGGCCGGUGAAAUCGGUCAUAUUUAUGGUAACGGUAACGGUAACGGUAAUGGUAACGGAAACGGAAAUGGACAUGGGAAUGGUAGUGGGAAUGGAAUUGGAAUUGGAAAUGGCGCGAAAGCCGAAGGAGGAAUAUUUGCAAAUUUCGACUUCGAUAAAGCUCUAUUGAAGUUUGCGAACGAGCGGGAGAAUUUCCUGGAUGAUCUGAGUUUUAGUGCCGGAGCUCCAACGCAGGCUGCACCUCCUAUGACAAAUCCGAGGACUUCGAGAUUAAGAGUAGAAGAUGCAGAUAACAUACACAGGAGAAGUCCGACAUUAAGGAGUGUUGGUGGAAGUAUCAGGAGAAGGAUUAGCUUCAGAGAUCUGAACAGUGUAAAGAGGCAACCUUCCAUGGCAGGUAGAAGUAGUAAGUCUUACACUUCGCGUUCCGACACGGCACAUAUAUUACAUGCAUUGCAUAGUUGCAUACUUCCAAGGGAACCUGAGCCGCACCCCUCUCGAAAUUUUCAAUGCGUAUACUGACCAUUUUAAUAGUGUCGGUCCGAACUUCGAGGCGCUUGAGCAAUUACAAUUCCGUCAUUCCUCCUCCGGAGCCCCUGAAUCUGGACCCUGAUAUGCACCCUUUGAAACGACGUUUUGAACCAGUUUUACUCGAUAGAUACCCACCGAAACAUGCGACGGAGGAAUUACCGAGGCGAGGUAGAUUUCCUGAUUACGUCCCCAUGUUUGCAUUCCCAAACGAUAUCAAUAUUGUUUCUUCUGACGAACGACCACGAUCGACCUGGCAUGGAUUUGCCAUGACCUCAGAUGACAAUUCCAAAAUAUAUGGUAUUACGGUGAUUGUUUGGAAGCCACUGGAUCAGGAAGCGGCUUCAAAUGUCGAGAGAAGAUGCGAGGCUUGGAGACAAGACCAUAUGACGAACGAAGAGCGCGAACUUGCAGCUAGUUUAGGAGAACGAUUGGCUGCGGAGCGCGCCCAUCUUUCGCAGUUGCUAGCAGAGCUUCCCACGGUUGUUUCUGGCUCAGCUGCCAGAGAACAAUUGGAAGAGCAGAUCAGUGCGGUGGAGGAGAAAAUUACUUUGAUGACUGAUAUGUUGCGGCCUGUCAGACAUGGCGCAGCAGCCAAAAUUGAGGGAUUAACCGAUGGCGAGACGGGGCUUUGGAUACCUAGAGCGUAUGGAAUCCUUGGCAGAGAUGGAAGUAUGACAAGCUUCUGGAAGGAAUGGCUGAAGGCUGUUGUGGUACCUAUGACAGAUGGUGGAAUCCUCCGAGUUCCUGCAAGCUCGCCAAAGAUCGGUAGAUGGCAACCCCUGGAGAGGUACGUUGUCAACCUGUGUACCGAAGCACUAAGCCCGUUAUCCUCGAAAACCCAAAUUGAAAUUGCCGUGCGAGAAUUACGGCUUUUUGCACGAAAGGAAGCACCCAACGAAUUACCUGAAUCACGAAACACCGAUAUUUAUGCACUAUUUAGAGCUUUGAGUAUACCAAAUAUCGUCGCUCUGGUAGAAUUUAUGUUAUCCGAGUCGAGAAUCAUUUUACUGUCAUCCCAUACAGCCAUGUUACAUCUUGCCAGCAAGGCUUUGGUCAGUCUCUUAUACCCACUAAAAUGGGCAAGCAUUUUUAUUCCAGUUCUACCGGCUAGAUUGAUCUCCGCCCUAGAAGCGCCUUGCCCUUAUAUUGUUGGGAUUGAAAGAAGAUAUGAUAAUAUAGUACUUCCGGAGGAUGAUUACGUUUUCGUGGAUUUGGAUCAAGAUUCGGUCGAGUCCACGGCCCCACCUGUGUCAUUACCACGACAACAACGUCGAAAGCUUGUAUCCCUCCUACAAAUGGCAGCUCCGCAUCACAAUAGAUGUGGCGUAGAGGUAGCACCGCCACCUUAUGCUGUCGAAACUUUCCCCUAUGAUGCAUUCUCAUCGGAGAACGAAUCGAUAUUUACUCAAAAUGCACCUACUGGCACUUUGGGUAAAUACGUUAGUCAGAAUUCGACCACAUUCGGGGAGCCGGAUCUGCAAAAGAGAAAAAGGCCUUUGGUUUUCAAUGCAUUCUUGCAAUCGAAGAAUGACCAUACAAGGGUUGAGCGUCCAUCGACCAGCAGGUCCAGCAAGACCAGUCCACCAACAUCCUUGUCACCUGUCUCUGGUCAUUGCCCACCAAUGCCUACAACUCCCAUCUCUCGAAAUGAUUCCGGCUUUGCUCUCACGGCUACAUUGAGAGAAAAGAGGUCUGGUCAUUUCGAUGCAAACUCGAGACGUAGUUCCUCAUUUGGUUUGGAACGACAGCCAACACUUCGUAGACCAAGUGCACCAUUUGUCAAUGGUCAUUCCGCUAGUCUUUCCACUUCUGCUGUGUCCAUCGGCGAUAGCAAAUCUAUGUAUGGUUAUACACCAUCUGCUUAUGCACCAUCUGCCUAUGCAGCAUCCACUAUUGCUGCAUCAACAAUCAUGCCCAACAUGCUCAUGCAGCCAGUGCGAAACACAGAGACGACAAUAUGGGUAGAAGGACAUUGUUUUGUCUAUAACGCCAAUGACAUGGGAUCUGUUUGUUCAAUCUGUGAUGAAAGGGCCGAAGGUGAUGGCAUGUAUAGCUGUAACGCCUGCAGCACAGUCUGUCAUGGUCGCUGUUUAGGUUGGUGUUCACUUGUGUGUCCAUCCGCCUUUCAUUCAGACCGUGUACGUGCAGCUUUCGUUCGUUGUUUCGCAAAUUUGUUUUACACGUAUAGAAAGCACCUUGGGCGACCAUCAAAAGAGCAAAAGUCAAGAGGACAAUUAUAUGGAUUUGACAUGGCCGCUUUCUUGAAGAGUCUCCCAAGUGACCAACAAGAAUAUGUUACGAUGCUGCAACAGACACAAGGUAAAUCAAUUUCAUGCUAUAUUUUGUGCACAAUACUAACCUUAUCAUAGCUUUCAAUGAAUUUAUUCAUGAAAGGGAAACUAAACAGUCGAACGAUCGAGACAUUCAGUUAUUCGACUCAAUCAUUCAAGCUAAGAAGUCAAGAGGACGUGCGGCAUUCUUUUCUUCGAAAUCAUCACUUCGACCUAGUUUCCUUGAGGAUACAUCAGAUCACUUAUGGCGGUCCGCAUUAGUUCCGGUACCUAGGGAUGCCAAGUUCCCCGGUGAAUAUAGGACAAUCAUCUCCAGAAUUCCAGCACAACUGGAUAUUGGAUUAAUGAAAGAACCACGUAGCGUUGCCGGAGUUCCCCGCAUAGAUACACCAGGAAAACGGGUAGGUCGCAAAGCAGUUCCGAGCAUGCUAGGUGGUAGCGGGAUAAUCUGAGAAUGAAUGGAUGGAAAAGAGUGGUUCGACACGAGAAUGAGAUAAGACGAGAUCGAUGGAUUCGAAAUUACGACAAAGAAACCAGAUAAAUACACGCCCAAAUUUGAUUGGGAGGAAGGGAUACAAAAGCGAGAGAAAGUGAGAAAGAAAGCAAUUUGACAUUAAAUUCAGUGCAAGAUGCGAGCGAGAUGUGUAAGAUAUCCAAGCGAGGAGUUUAAAAGAUUCGUUUGUUGUUUUUUGAUCCUUCUUUUUCAUCACAAGUCCAUGAAACGAGAAAAUAGUGGCAAAAAUCAUAGGGUGGGUAGGGAUGGAUGGAUACAUGUGUGGUGUAAAUAGGUGUUGAGUGGAAGCCAAUUUUUGUUUCGAAUUGAUUUUUUUGGGUGGGAUGGAGGGUAGGUUGUUUGAGGGGAAAUUGGUCGGGGUUUAAUAUGGGGAAGACAGAGGGGAAGGAGGACGAGGUGGUAGAGAGACGAGAUGAGAUGAUGUUGUUGGAUUGCGAAUUGGAAUGAAUGGCUGGAUGGAUGUACGUGUUGGGAUAUGAAAGUGAGCAACAAAGAAGAUUGGUUGAUUGUAUCUUGUCAUUUACCAUUUACCAUUUGCAGUUUGCUUUUAACUCGCUCGAUUGAAGGAGGUUCAGGGAAGGGCGAUGAUGGAAUGCAAAAAAUGCAAUGCGAUGCGGGUGCAGGGCGAAGAGAGAUUAGAAAUUAAUGUGUGGAUGCGAUGCUGGUUAGAUAUGCAUGAGUAGGUCAGAGGAUGUAAUGAGAAGAAGAAGGCAAGCAAUAUCAAUGUGGAUGGGGUGAUAGAAUAAAAGAAUACGGAGUAAUGUACAGCGAUACAUUUACAUUUACAUUUACAUUUGUCAGCGAAAAAGAGAGAGAGAGAGAGAGAGCGAGAGAGAGAUAGAGCGUAAAUGCAGCGUAAUGAAUAAAUAC